UCCAACCGUCUGGAUACUGACAAAAGCCACAAUUGAUCGCUGGCACUUUCUUAUAAGUGUUAACAUUGGGGUAUUGUUUGAAAAAAGGCAUUCUGCUGUUAUUGUUCAGAAUGGGAUAUUGGAAAAUUGUCUAUACCAGUGUGUGCAAUAUGAGGGAGACAGAAAUAGGUUUUAACAUUUGUAUUAAGCCUAUACUAUUCCAGUAAUUGAAGUUGUCUCAGGAUUUGGGGAAGCAUAAUUAACCAAACUUUCCGAUGAUACCGCUUGUAAAAAAAAUAAGAACGGGUUUACAUGAGAACGUAUAUUUGUGUGUCGAUGUGAAUUUCGCAAAUGUGGAUUUACUUCUAAACUUUCUGUCUGUCUGACGCUGUGCUACAUCGACCUAGAAGUAAAACCACGUAAGAUCACAGAUGUCUGAUUCUGCCAAGAGGGCAACUAACCAUCAUGUUUGAUCCAGUAUGAAAAUACAUCUUACACUUCUGUCCGUCAUCAUCUGGGCUUACAAAAUGGUAAAAACACAAGAUUACAUAGAUCCGGAGAUAACAUCUUGCACAGACUGCCAACACAAGUAUACAUAUCGGGGGACACGACGGGGGAUUUUCACGUCGCCGGGAUUUCCCGACAAUUAUCCCGACAAGACCACGUGUUGCUAUUUCUUCAACGCCCGGGAUGACGGACGAGUUCGCAUCGAAUUCGACUAUUUCGACUUGGAAAAAUCCGAAAAUGCAUGUAACUACGACUACAUAGAGAUUUCAAGCAUCAACGACAGAGGGUACAAGGAGCAACCCAGGGCGAAAUACUGCGGGAAAACCACGCCCCCUUUCUACAUAUCUACCCAAUCAAAACUCGAGAUCGUCUUUCAUUCUGACGUGACGACAAACGCAAAGGGAUUUCUUGGCCAUUACGAAUUUUUAGAUAAAAACUGGCAUCCCUUCCCCCCAUCGACCAUUGGCUGCGGUGCAGGGUAUCUCACGGGGCACGGGGGUGAAAUCCACUCGCCCAACUACCCAGGGGCAUUCCCGACAGAGGCAGGUUGCACUUGGAUUAUACAGGUCGAAUCUGUGCAAAGAAUUCUCAUUACGUUCAUGGCUCUACAUAUAACAAACUCAAUGAAGUGUAUCGAUACGAACCUGCUGAUGCUAUUUGACGGCUACAUUACUCCCGACCUUGAUCCCUUGACCUUCUGUGGACAGCUGGACCAUGAAGCGUCCGACAGGAAAGAAUACCUCUCUAUCGGCGAUCGUAUGGUCAUCAGAUUUCAGAGCGGGCUGACCAACUACGGGCAGUUGACGGGUUUCCGCCUUACGUGGACUGCUGUUACCCUGGACGCGAUAGGAGGUCACUGUAAAGGGUUUCAGUGCGCGGCUAGUUCAAACCUGUGUGAUCGAUCCGUUGGAUUGGAACUAUGCAAGUUUUGUAUACACGACUCUCUCAAAUGCAAUGAACUACCAAACUGUGGGGCAUCCGACCACAGCGAUGAAACUAAGUGCCUAAAUUCCAUUCUGCGGUACGUUGGGUUUAUAGGCGGCGCUGUGCUUUUUGUUUUAAUACUGGUUAUCAUAACUGCUGUAUGUUGUUAUAAGCGCCGUCGUCGGCAACUUGUGAAAUACCGCCCACCGACUGAACAAUCACUUGCACAUUCUAUGACCCAUUCGUUUGUUUCAUCCCAAAGCUCAAAUGUCCCCGUACGGUCACUGGAACACAGCCCCAGAUCAUCAUGUAUCAUGUACACAACAUCAUUCACGGACUGCCAGGUUAGUGAAAAUCAGACUCCUAACCACUCUGGUCAGACGCCAUUAAACAGUUUUUCAAACGUUAAUUCGUUACAUCCGGGCAACAAUGUGCAAGAACCGUGUGACUUAAAAGAUGACCAAUCAUCGGAGAAAUCGGAAGUUUCCGGGUCAUACAAAGGUCAUCAGAAACGACCUUCAUAUCAAAUGAUGCGUGAAUUGUGUUACGAAGAUGGAAAUAUUAUUCUUGCUGAAAUUUAAUGUUAGUGUAUUCUUUUUUUUUCUAGAGAGGAUAGACGAAUCUCUUUUAUAUGUUUGUAUGUGUGUGUAUGUAUUAUUGUUAUUUUACAGUUAAA
Mya arenaria is the source of this 2086-nucleotide messenger RNA. RefSeq names its product cubilin-like. Bases 459 to 1991 code for a protein of 510 amino acids. The record is from RefSeq and is a predicted model, not a curated record. The transcript has 10 exons. NCBI's taxonomy places the organism in Eukaryota, Metazoa, Mollusca, Bivalvia, Myida, Myidae.